AUGGCAUCACAGGCUUCUCCUACUCAGCAACGUAUGCUCAUCAAAUCACACGCUCUCUUAGAAGCGAAUCCGCUCAGCAUUACAAAGCAUCUUGUAGACUCAAAGUUACUUACCGGGGACAAGGGUACACAAGAUUCAUCAGCAGCGAAUUCCUCCAAUCCGGGUAUGUGUUCUCAAAAUAGAUUGCUAGAGAAGGGUAUUGAAAACUCAUACAGAACUGCCUCCAAAAUAGUGACUGGAUUUGUCUGUGAAUCUUACCUACGAGCUCUUGAAAACUUGAAGCAGAGCCUCUGUGAGUUACCGGGGUCGAUGACUAUGACUACGGCUUUGGCCUCCACCUUCAGUGCAGUUUUAAUACAAAUUUCAAAAGAGAUCUCUGAAAUUGAAGCUGGAACAUUCGAGGAUACUUUUGGCGGUGACGUCCAUACCUUGGUCCCUCCGUUCCAGUCCUCAAACAGGGUGAAAUCAUCUGCUUCCAUGCUUUUGGUUCAGUCUUCCUCACAAAAACACGCACUUGACUACAUUGGACAUGUGAAAGGAAGCACUACCAGCAGGGUCGAAAAGCGGAUGAAGAUAGCAACCGGCCAAAUACCAAGCUGUAAACAUCACGAUUUGCAAAAAUCCUUGCUUUGA
Melampsora larici-populina 98AG31 is the source of this 633-nucleotide messenger RNA. RefSeq lists its product as uncharacterized. The record is from RefSeq and is a predicted model, not a curated record. The transcript has 2 exons. Lineage: Eukaryota; Fungi; Basidiomycota; Pucciniomycetes; Pucciniales; Melampsoraceae. Bases 1 to 633 code for a protein of 210 amino acids.